Cricetulus griseus (Chinese hamster) is the source of this 3179-nucleotide messenger RNA. Lineage: Eukaryota; Metazoa; Chordata; Mammalia; Rodentia; Cricetidae. The record is from RefSeq and is a predicted model, not a curated record.
CUUUUUAUAACUAUGAUGCUAGGGGAGCAGAUGAACUGUCCCUACAAAUAGGAGACACUGUGCACAUCCUAGAAACUUACGAAGGGUGGUACAGAGGCUACACCUUAAGGAAAAAGUCUAAGAAGGGUAUAUUUCCUGCUUCAUAUAUCCAUCUUAAAGAAGCAAUUGUUGAAGGAAAAGGGCAACAUGAAACUGUCAUCCCAGGGGACCUCCCCCUCAUACAGGAAGUCACCACAACCCUGCGAGAGUGGUCCACCAUCUGGAGGCAACUUUAUGUGCAAGAUAACCGAGAGAUGUUUCGAAGUGUGCGACACAUGAUCUAUGAUCUUAUUGAGUGGCGGUCACAGAUCCUUUCUGGAACCCUGCCCCAGGAUGAGCUCAAAGAGCUGAAGAAGAAGGUCACAGCCAAAAUUGAUUAUGGAAACAGAAUUCUUGAUUUGGACCUGGUGGUGCGGGAUGAAGAUGGAAACAUUUUGGAUCCAGAACUGACCAGCACCAUUAGUCUCUUCCGAGCACACGAGGUAGCUUCUAAACAAGUGGAGGAACGACUGCAGGAAGAGAAAUCUCAAAAGCAGAAUAUGGACAUCAACAGACAGGCAAAGUUCGCAGCAACCCCGUCUCUGGCCUUGUUUAUUAACCUCAAAAAUGUGGUUUGUAAAAUAGGAGAAGAUGCUGAAGUCCUCAUGUCUCUUUAUGACCCCAUGGAGUCCAAAUUCAUCAGUGAAAACUACCUGGUCCGUUGGCCAAGUUCAGGAUUACCAAAAGAUAUCGAUCGAUUACAUAACUUGCGCGCUGUGUUUACGGAUCUUGGGAGCAAAGACCUGAAAAGGGAGAAAAUCAGUUUCGUCUGCCAGAUUGUCCGAGUUGGUCGCAUGGAGCUGAGGGACAGCAACACCAGGAAGCUGACUUCUGGGCUGAGGCGACCUUUUGGCGUGGCUGUGAUGGAUGUAACAGACAUAAUAAAUGGAAAAGUAGAUGAUGAAGAUAAACAACACUUCAUUCCUUUCCAGCCGCUCGCGUUGGACGACGCCAUUCGACACAAGCCGCUGAACAUGUCAUCCCGUUUCUCACCCAGGGUGGCAGGGGAGAAUGACUUCCUUCAAACUGUCAUAAACAAAGUCAUUGCAGCCAAAGAAGUCAACCACAAGGGGCAAGGUUUGUGGGUAACCUUGAAAUUACUUCGAGACAUACAUCAGAUUCGGAAGGAGUUUCCUCACUUGGUGGACAGGACCACAGCUGUGGCCCGCAAGACAGGGUUUCCAGAGAUUAUUAUGCCAGGUGAUGUUCGAAAUGAUAUCUAUGUGACGUUAGUUCAAGGGGACUUUGAUAAAGGCAGUAAAACGACUGCGAAGAAUGUGGAGGUGACGGUGUCUGUCUAUGAUGAAGAUGGGAAGCGAUUGGAGCAUGUGAUUUUCCCUGGUGCUGGUGAUGAGGCGAUCUCGGAGUACAAAUCAGUGAUUUAUUACCAAGUGAAGCAGCCUCGCUGGUUUGAGACUCUUAAGGUGGCCAUCCCCAUUGAGGAUGUGAACCGGAGUCACCUUCGAUUUACCUUCCGACAUAGGUCCUCGCAGGACUCUAAGGAUAAAUCAGAGAAAAUCUUCGCAUUGGCCUUUGUGAAGCUGAUGAGAUAUGAUGGGACCACGCUGAGAGACGGGGAGCAUGACCUUAUUGUCUACAAGGCCGAAGCCAAAAAGCUGGAAGAUGCAGCCACAUACUUGAGCCUCCCUUCUACCAAGGCGGAGUUGGAAGAAAAGGGCCACUCGGCCACAGGCAAGGGCAUGCAGAGUCUUGGGAGUUGCACCAUCAGCAAGGACUCUUUCCAGAUCUCCACACUGGUGUGUUCCACCAAACUGACCCAGAAUGUGGACCUCCUGGGGCUGCUGAAGUGGAGAUCCAACACCAACCUUCUACAGCAGAACUUAAGACAGUUGAUGAAGGUGGACGGUGGUGAGGUGGUAAAGUUCCUGCAGGACACCUUGGAUGCUCUCUUCAACAUCAUGAUGGAGAACUCUGAGAGUGAGACGUUUGAUACUUUGGUGUUUGAUGCUCUGGUCUUUAUCAUUGGACUAAUCGCGGAUAGGAAAUUUCAGCAUUUUAAUCCUGUUUUGGAGACUUACAUCAAGAAACACUUCAGUGCAACCUUGGCUUACACGAAGCUGACCAAGGUGUUACGGACCUACGUAGCCAGUGCUGAGAAGCCAGGAGUCAAUGAGCAGCUGUACAAAGCCAUAAAAGCCUUGGAGUACAUCUUCAAGUUCAUUGUGCGCUCACGGGUAUUGUUCAACCAGCUUUAUGAAAACAAGGGGGAGGCCGAGUUCGUGGAGUCCUUGUUGCAGCUGUUCCAGUCCAUCAACGAUAUGAUGAGCAGCAUAUCAGAGCUCACAGUCAGGGUGAAGGAGGCAGCACUGAAGUACUUGCCAACGAUCGUCAAUGAUGUGAAGUUGGUGUUUGAUCCCAAGGAGCUCAGCAAAAUGUUCACGGAAUUCAUCCUGAAUGUUCCCGCGGGCUUGCUGACUGUCCAGAAGCUCUACUGCUUGAUUGAGAUUGUUCAUAGUGAUCUCUUCACACAGCAUGACUGCCGAGAGAUCCUGCUCCCCAUGAUGACAGACCAGCUCAAGUACCACUUGGAGAGGCAGGAGGACCUGGAGGCAUGCUGCCAGCUGCUCAGCAACAUCCUGGAGGUGCUCUACAGGAAGGAUGUGGGGCCGACUCAGAGGCAUGUCCAGAUCAUCAUGGAGAAACUUCUCAGGACGGUGAACCGGACAGUCAUUUCCAUGGGGCGGGAUUCAGAACUCAUCGGUAACUUUGUGGCUUGCAUGACAGCUAUUUUACGGCAGAUGGAAGACUACCAUUACGCCCACCUGAUCAAGACCUUUGGGAAAAUGAGGACAGAUGUCGUGGAUUUUCUGAUGGAGACAUUCAUCAUGUUUAAGAACCUCAUUGGGAAGAACGUCUACCCCUUUGACUGGGUGAUAAUGAACACCAUGCAGAACAAAGUCUUCCUGCGUGCAAUUAAUCAGUAUGCAGAUAUGCUGAACAAGAAAUUUCUGGAUCAAGCCAACUUUGAGCUGCAGCUGUGGAACAACUAUUUUCACCUAGCUGUGGCUUUCCUCACUCAAGAGUCCCUGCAGCUGGAGAAUUUUUCAAGUGCUAAGAGAGCCAAAAUCUUCAACAAGUAA